AUGCGCACUCUGCAGGAUGCAGUAAGGCGGAUGCUGAGCAGCUCUGGGUCCGUUUCCUUGGAUCCCGUUACAGAAGCCGUGGUGCAAACGGCCAAGCCCCUUCCCAUGAAAGACUUUCAGACGCAUGCCCUGUUCUUCUGGUACGACUACUUCUCGUGCCCGCAGCUACGGCAUCCGACGCGGGUUUCCGAUGAAACAGACAACGAUGAAACAGACAACCUUCAUCAAGCCAAUGCCAUCAACAGCAUCCCAGCAUAUGUGGCCAGGUGCGAGGUUUUCAUCGCACUUUGCCCGGUUCUCGACUGCCCCUUGGAGAGAAGAGUGCUAACGCCAGCGACCUGGAGCAGCCAUCAUCGGGAAGACGUCCUGGCGCGCGGGCGGCGCGCCUCCGUGGUGGCGGGGCCCCCCCCCGAGGGGGCAUCGAACUUUCCCGACCUCGUUGCCCUGGAGCUGACCUUUGCAGAGGACAGUCAGGAGUUAUGUUGUGUAAUGUUUUGCUGUGACGGGCUGCUGCCCGAUAAUCCGUGCGUUGGAGCCCGUGACUUUCACGGCACGGUGGUGCAAUACGAUGAGCUCCCGGCGAAGCUGGCUUCCGUCCCGAAAGGCCCGCUCGUUUUGCUUGCCGCUGACUCAGAGCAGGCAGACGCGGAGUGGGGCAGGCUUGCGCUUCCCCUUGAUAAACAGCACUGCCUGAAGGAUGCCUGGCAGUUUGCGAAGCACGCCCGCGGCAACCAUCAGCUUGUGCAAGGCCUGGCCCGUGUGGACACAUCCUGUGUGCGAGAGCUCUUCAAGGCCUCCGGCCAGCAGGGGGUUUUUGUUGAGCCGGUGGGGCGGCAGGACACGACGCCCACCGUUUCGGUUGUCUGGCACAAGCCCCUGCGUGAUGAGGGUCUUAGUGCUCUGCAUGAGCGGUUGCUGGCUGAGCGGCCGGCUUUCGGAUUGCUUCUUGGUAACAGGGAGCUUGGCACCCGUGUUGCCCCUCAGGAGGGGCAGGCUCCCACGCGCACCUGGACCAUCACAGGUACGCCUCCGCCUUGGACCGACGACUACAUUAGGUCCUUGCUUGUGUCCCAGACCUCUCUUCAGAACCCUGCUGUCGUUCGACGGUUGGUUAGGAAAGGGGCCUGUUCCUGGUGGGUAAGGGCGUCUGCGGGCGCCGGCGCGGAUGCACAGCAGAUUGUUGUUGAGACGCCUGAGGGGGAGCGAUCGUACUGGGUCCUUCCUGCCCCCGCCCGGCCAGGUACGCGUGACCGUGGGCAGCCGCUACGCGCUGGCCCCUUUGCGUUCAAACGCGAGGCGUUCACCACGAUCGACAAGCCGGUUCUCCAGAGCUCUGAGGCAACUGAGGCCACAGGUGAGGAGGGCCGCCUUGCGCCAGGAGCGAAGAAGGCUGCUGCAGCUGCUGUUCGGUACCGCCAAAUCCCUGCUGACCUAGAGCGCCACGUGGUGCCAGGCGACGGCUCCUGCCUUUUCCAUUGCCUCGCCAAGGCCUUGCCCUCAGCACCGACUUCGGACAAGGCGCGUGCCGAGACCAUUGCUCACAUGCGCAAGUAUGCCACCUCCUUCCAAAAACGGUGGGAUGGCUGUGAUGACCGGCAGCAGCACCUGGAGUCCUUUGCCGAUUAUCUUACGCGGAUGCAGGCCCGGGAUGCUUGGGCCGGUGCGCUUGAGAUCUUAGCCGCUGCUAAAACGUAUCGGUGCACUAUCCUUGUGCUUCCUGAGCGGGCUGAUCUGCCCCCGAGUGCCUACAACUUUGCGCCCUCCUUGCCUAGGGUCAUUGUGUGGCACACCGGCAAGCACUUUGACCUACUUACCCUUAAAGCCAAUGCCCGUCUGCCCGAUGAGAUUGCUGCUGUCACUGAGGAGGUUGGCCAGGCCUCGUUCCCGCGUGUGGGGGGGCCCUCCGCCGAUGACCUUGAGCGGCUUGAUGCUGCGUCUGUUGGGGCCUCGCGCUCUGAUUGCCAUGCCUGUGCCUCGGUUGCCUCUUCGGCGCCCACUUCGGUCAAGCAGCGGGCCCGGGCACGCACAAGUGCCCCGCUGCAUGCUGCCUCGGUUGCGUCUUCUGCGCCCUCUUCGGUUCAGAUGCCUGGGCUCGCCUGUGUCGGUUCGCCGGCCGGCCCUGCCUUUGCUGUUGCUGCUGUUGCGGCCUCGGCGCAUGGAUCGGUUGCCUCGUCUGCGCCCACUUCGGUGAAGCUUCGGGCCAAGCGGGCUCGCACGGCCUCGCCCGUCGCUGCAAGGAGCAUUCGCUCUUUCUUUGGUGGGCCCACUGCUGCUGUUGUGGCUGGCCCGGCUGCUGUUGAUGAUGUGUCGGCUCCGGGGCCGCCGGCGCCCGGCACGCCCGACGACCUUCUUGAGGAUUGCUUGCCUGUGCCGGCUGCCGCCGGGGACCAGCAGCGCUACGACUCUCGAGGCCGCUUGCUCAAGGGCCGCACCAUCAAGGCCAAGGAUAGCUGGAAGUGCAGUUGGUGUGAUUAUGUUGCACGUGGCAAGCAUUGGUGCGCUUACCGGCAUCAGCACCUUAAGGCUUGGCACCCUGAACAUUUGCAGGACUUCGUGCGCCGACCACUACAGUUCGUGACACCGGGUCCCGAUGACCAGGUUGAGUGGUCUUGCCCUUUGUGUGACAAGGCUUUGCUCAAAGCUCCCGAUCGGAGCGCCGAUGUGCUGCUGCAGGCCCGCUUGCGCCACCGUGCCCAGUGCCACCCUGAUGCCCCUAAGCGCCGCUUUCUGUUGCCACAGGCUAGGUCCGGUGUGCAGAAGGCCUCGGCCACUAGGCUUGCCGAUGGGGUUGCCCGCCGCAUCCUCAUGAGGCGUCGGGGCGACUUUGGCUCGCACGACGUGCGGUUCUUCAGGAUCCCUUGGGUGGGCAAGCCGGCCAAGAAGCCGAGGAGCACCCGCAUCAUUUAUGCAUGCACCCGUUGCGCUGCCACGGCUACUACUCCCAAGCGGCUCCUUGCUCAGGCAUGCGAACGCAAGCUUCCGACCUCCUCCCGCACCAAGUUCGAGGCCAGCGUGAGGGUUAUGAUUGCUAAUGCUCGGCAUGCUGCUCCUUUGCUUGAUGGUUGCCGCCAGCUGCUUGAUUGCAUUUCCCCGCCGGGUCCCGCGCGCCGUCGGCUCACUGCCAAGGCGCUGCCGCCGCCGGCUUUGCGUGCUCAUGAUGUUGCUGCUGUGGCCUGGCCUUUCUUGAAAGACCAGCGCUUCGAGCUUGAGCUCCGCUUUCUGUGCUUGCGCUGUGCCGCUUGCCGCAAGAGCCGGGUUUCCCUUGAUCGCCGCAAGCUGUGUGAUGCUGUUGUUCGGGGCGGGGCUCGUGUUCGCCGUGAGCUUGUGCAGGCCACGCAGGACCAGGACCCGGUCAUUGCCCGAGCCGCCAAGCAUGUGCUGCAGCUUCUUGACAAGGUACUGCCCGCCGAGGCGUCCAGACAGGCCGUCCCGACAGAGGUUGUUGCCCUUGGUGAUGCCGGGACUGCUGCUCUUGACCUUAAUGCCUGUGGGGCCGCCGGCUCUAAUGAUCAUGUGCUUGCUGUGUCGGUUGACGCUGUGCCGCCUUGCCAGGGCCCGGGUGGCCUGCCAUGA
Molecule: messenger RNA, 3573 nt
Organism: Symbiodinium sp. CCMP2456
Lineage: Eukaryota; Dinophyceae; Suessiales; Symbiodiniaceae
Source: the annotation of a GenBank genome assembly